Molecule: messenger RNA, 1436 nt
Organism: Zea mays
Lineage: Eukaryota; Viridiplantae; Streptophyta; Magnoliopsida; Poales; Poaceae
Exons: 10
Coding region: 88-1212 (374 amino acids)
Cellular component (GO): cytoplasm
Molecular function (GO): protein binding
Source: RefSeq, marked validated
UCUCAACAGAGUAGAGUCGAAACAGAAUCCUGACUUCGAGUCUUGUCUUGUGGGCUGUGCCUGUGACGGACUGACGGCACAGAGGUAAUGGAGGCCGCGCCUACCACCAUCACCGUCCAGGUCAAGUUCGCCGGGCGGACGAUCCCCGUGGAGGUCCCGGCAGCGGCUUCCGGCGCGGAGCUGAAGCGCCUCCUCCAGCCGCUGACCAAUGUCCUCCCGCGCGGCCAGAGGCUCAUCUGCAAAGGCAAAGUGCUCCAGGAUGCCGCAAGCCUGAGCUCGAUGCAAGUAGUGGGCGGAUCCAAGGUGAUGCUCAUCGCGUCGCAGGGGCUCCAUCAGGGGGAUGGUCCUAUCACAAAUAAUAGCAGUAGCUCAGCAACAACUGUGAGAAGGCCUUCAAAUGUUAAGGAGAAUCAAACACAAAAGCCAGAGGUAGUUGUCACCAAAAGCCGAUCUGAGCGCUGGAAGUUAACAGGUGUUGUUGCGCUGCAAGACUGUGACUUGAAGGUAAUACCUGAAGAAGUCUGGGAUUGUGGCACCUCGAUACGAAUACUAGACAUUAGCUACAACUGUAUCAAGGAAAUUCCACACAAAAUCUCUGCUCUUAAAUCUCUAAAUAAAUUGCUCCUAACUGAAAAUGAUAUAGUUGAUGAUAGCAUCUGCUGGGAAGGUCUAUCAUGUCUUCAAAAGCUAUUGAAUUUAUCUUUAAGCGAAAACCGACUGGUUAGCUUGCCACCAACUUUGGGUUCACUGACUUCUCUUCGUGAACUGUGUGUUGCAAAGAACAGGCUUGAUAACUUGCCUGUAGAAAUAGGACUGCUGAAGCACCUCCAGGUCCUCAUAGCAAAUAACAACAGGAUAACUUCAUUGCCUUCAUCAAUAGGAGAUUGUGAAUCUCUCACUGUGGUUCACCUGUCAUCAAAUCUCUUAACUGAACUGCCAGAGACCUUUGCGAACCUUCGUAAUCUUAAGAAUUUGCUUAUAAGCAACAAUGGCCUUACGUCCUUGCCAGCAGCGUUUUUCAAAAAGUGCUCGCAGCUUACUACACUGGAUCUCCAUGGCACAGAAAUCACAAAUGAUGUUCUUCGACAGGUGGAGGGGUGGGAAGAGUUCGACCAGCGGCGGAGGCAGAAACAUCAGAAGCAGCUCGACUUCCGUGUUGGCUCAUCUGGUGUGUUCGAUGAAGGCGCGGAUGAUGAUAAUAGGCGAAGGUGACUGCCUGAAAAUUGUGAGCAUAAUACUUUGCUACGAUAUUUCUCCCAAAGAACCGUAGAAAUGUACAACUGAAAACUACUUCUAUGGAGCCCGAGAUGUACAACCUUUUUCAUUCAGUCACGUAGAUAGACACGUCAGGAAAACAACAUCCUUGGAAAGCCAUGGCAGAUAAUGAGGUAAUAAUAACAACGCCGCACUCAUGCGACGCCCCCAUUGACCCUGAU